This is a messenger RNA of Diatraea saccharalis (sugarcane borer), 1381 nucleotides long. NCBI's taxonomy places the organism in Eukaryota, Metazoa, Arthropoda, Insecta, Lepidoptera, Crambidae. The record is from the annotation of a GenBank genome assembly.
AUGAAUGGCGAAUUCGCCAUAUUAUACACCGAACCAAAUCCUAGUAUCAAAUAUGAAUAUUUCACUGACUCACUUCCAAAUGAAAUAGAAACUGAAUCUGUUACUAAGGCGAAUGUUCCUGUGUCUGUGCUUCCUUUUCCCACAAAGCAUAUUAGAAGACAUCAUAGUUUUGACCCUUACCCCAGACCUAGCGUGGGAAUACCUAGAUAUCCUGAUGUAAAGUCCAAUAUACCCAAAGAAACAAGUGAUGAAGAUGAUUUGGAAGAAAAUAUUGUGGGGACGCGAAAAUUUUUGUGGAAAAUAUCUUCCUAUACUCAGUGUACGAGGGGUUGUGGAGGAGGAAUUCAGUUAGGCAAAUAUCGCUGUAUAGAAAUAUCGGGUGGCAUCGAGAAAGAAGUCUCGCCAGUCCACUGUACUGGACCGACCCCAGUUGGUCGAAGACGUAGAUGUAAUAACAUCCCUUGCCCACCAAGAUGGCGGGCUGCAGCUUGGUCGUCAUGCCCUCAAUGUGGACCAGCCACUAGAACUAGAAAUGUGGGAUGUGUUCAGGAUCACUUUAGGGGUAUCACAAAGGUUAGCGAUCAAAAGUGUCCCGAUCCUAAACCUAUUACUUCUGAGUUAUGUAACAUUCCUGAUUGUGUGGAGUCAGCACAUGUGGACUCACGCGUGAUUCGAACCCGGGAACAUACUGACACUUUCCGUGAUGGACCUGUGUAUACUGUACCAGUGAAUAGUUCCGAUUUCGACGUCGGACCGGAGUAUACAGUCAGUAAUACCGCAGGGUGGCUCUACACAGAUUGGUCUGAGUGUAUAGGCUGGUGUGUUGGUGGUGGGAUUCAAACCCGCCGUGUUCGUUGUGGUGAUCCCGCGGGCUGCGUCAAUAUAAUGCCUGAAGUUUCCAGAUCCUGCACUUUGAAGGUUACUUGUGAACCUCACGACGGUCGUUGGUUUACAGGGGAAUGGUCACAAUGUUCAUCGACUUGCGGCGGCAAGCAAAUCCGAGGAGUAUUAUGCAUCGGUGGUAGCGGUCGCCACCUACGAGAUACAGCCUGUAAAACCCAGCGGCCAGACCACGUGAGGAAUUGUGGAGACUCUUGUCCUUCAAGUUGGUAUACCAGCGAUUGGGACCAGGCAAGUUGUCGAGAAUAAAUUAAAAAUAACUAAAAAAGGAACAGCGUAACAUCGAUUUUCUCCAAUCGCUUUCCCACAAAAUUUUAGCACACUGUCGGCAGAAUGAGCAGUAGCAAUUAUUUAAUAUUUUUAUAUAACAUUUCUAUUUAUUGAUUAUAUUUUAUAAGCUAAAAGUAAGAAGGCAAAGUGCAAAAUUCUUAGGUAUGAACAUACUCAAAUCUUGUUUGAAGAUUUUCCAGCAUCACGCUUU